AUGGCUUUGAAAUGGGUAACUGAAAAUAUUGAAUAUUUUGGCGGCGAUCGGAAUCGAAUAACUGUGGUUGGACAGAGCGCCGGAGCUGUUUCUGCUGAUUUACUGACACUCAUCCCUCAGAGUAAAGAUCUUUUUCAUCGAGUAGUAUUAUUGGGCGGUAAUGCGGAAUGUCCAUGGGCCGUCUCUGAUUCGAAGAAAGUAGCCAAUUACUGCCGCCGACAUGUCGAAAAACUAGGAUGGCGAGGUAAAGACGAUACUCAGUUGAUGGAGUUUUUGCGCGGUCUGCCAGCUGCGAAACUUGGCGACGGUAUGAUCGGUAAUAAAGAGAUGUUCUCCACUGGACGUCUUCCGCUUACGCCAGUCAUUGACGGAGACCUGAUACCGUGUACGGUGGCCGAACUAAGAAAACAAGCGCCAACCAAGCCAUCUCUUGUGGGCCUCACGGAAGAUGAAGGCCUUCUUUUCGUUGCUAUGGGUCAUAUGGCGUGUGACAUGAAGGACAUUGAGCUUGGCGUACGUAUCGUGGCUGAAGCUGUGGAAGGAAGCGAUGCUAAUGUACGACAAUUUAUCAAUGAAAUUUAUCUGAAUCGUGGGAAUGGCAAUUUAAGUGAUAAAAGCAACAUUAGGCGUGCUUUUAUCGACAUGCUUGGCGAUCUAACAAGUAACUACGGGACGAGCUUGUAUGUCGAAAAGCUUAUUGAACGAGGUGAGACGGUUUAUAUGUUUUCGCUGGAACACUGCAAUCCAGCAUGCUAUGGUCUACUGAAUUUUUACCUCCCUUACAAAAAGGCAACGCAUGGCACCGAGCUCAUUUAUUUAUUUGACGUGAAUAUAUAUAUGUCACCAUUUUUUAAAACCGCAGUGGAUAAACAAAUCAGCAGAUUUAUGACACAUUCCAUAAGCAAUUUUGUAAAAACUGGUGAUCCAAACAGCGUUGGUGAUAAUGUGGAUGGAAAGCAAUGUCUCUGGAAGCCGGCUACUAUGCAGGCUAAAGAACAGCAUUUGAGAAUUGCCGAGGUCAGCGCAAUGCGCGAUGAAUUUAAAAAUGGAAGAAUGAAACGCCUGAAAAACGUUUUUGGCAGUGCGGUUUUAAAAUAA
Messenger RNA from Gongylonema pulchrum, 1098 nucleotides. The record is from the annotation of a GenBank genome assembly. NCBI's taxonomy places the organism in Eukaryota, Metazoa, Nematoda, Chromadorea, Rhabditida, Gongylonematidae.